Molecule: messenger RNA, 1762 nt
Organism: Stereum hirsutum FP-91666 SS1
Lineage: Eukaryota; Fungi; Basidiomycota; Agaricomycetes; Russulales; Stereaceae
Exons: 8
Coding region: 353-1402 (349 amino acids)
Molecular function (GO): catalytic activity; molybdenum ion binding; pyridoxal phosphate binding
Source: RefSeq, a predicted model, not a curated record
ACUUCUCCGGGGUCAUACACCGUAUUCCGAGUCUGUCAUUCUUGCUGGCAUGACUAGAACUUGAAUGUGCCACCACCGCUGUUUCUCUUACCUGUCCUAUUUACAAUAACGUCAACAAUCUGUUUGGGACUCGUUUGCGAAACGAAGCAGCACAACGAGUGCUCGGCAGUUAUACUUACGGGCUGCAUGUCUGUUAGCUUAUCAUCGAUCAGAAACCGUCUUAGACUUCACUCGACAACGACCGACGGUUACGAUAUCAUAUAACAGAUACAAGGAGAGCGGGCAUUCUCCAGAACACCACUACCUCCAUCGACCGCUAUCCUUGAUAAUGAUUUCUUCGCUCUACAACACUAUGGCUUCUGCGAUCUCACAGAGUCACCCUAUUGUUGUGACGAAGCUCUUGAUCCAUCCCGUGAAGAGCUGUCGUGGUAUCUCGGUUGAGGAGGCUGAAAUCAUGGAUAAUGGUUUCAAGUAUGACAGACAGUGGCUUAUUGUGGACGAAAAUCUUCGCUUCUGUACUGCCAGGGAACUCCCUCAGCUUGUACUUGUCAACACAGAGAUCAAAGGUCCAGAACUACACAUCACAGUGCCACCGCCUUCCUCCAGCCCUACGACUCCUCCGACCAUUAUCACGAUACCACUGGAGCCAUCUGUAUCAGAUCUGCAAGCGCUGCCGCUGCUCACGGAAGUGAUUAUUUGGGGCUCCCACAUCGACGCGCACGCCGUCUCUCUAAAAGCGGACAAGGCCUUCAGCGAUUUCCUUGGGAAACCUGUACGGCUUGUGAGGCUUGCCAGCGAGGAUGAGGGAGGACGGAUCCGGAUUGGCUCGGACGAGAUCAUAGGGAAGGAGCGCUUGGAUGUUGUAUCGAAGUUACAGGACGUGUAUCCAUAUACCAUUGCUACUAUGCAGAGUUUGAACGCGGUCAAAUCUUCGAUCAAUGCAAGCAAAAGCGUUAACCGGACGAAGUGGCCCUCGUCUCGAGUCGAUGGGUUCGCAAUCGAACGGUUUCGCCCUAACAUCGUUGUCGACGGCCCAGAUCUAGCGCCCUGGGAGGAAGAUAGCUGGGAGCAUGUAGCCUUUUGUCGGCAAGCUACGUCACCCACAGGCGAGCGUACAACAACCGAAGAGCAAUUCUAUGUUCCAGGUCGUAUGCCUCGAUGCUUACUGACCGGCGUGUGCCCUGAAACCGGUGAAGCCGACAAGGUCGUUCCCUACGGUGUGUUGUCGACGUACAGGCGGGUUGAUCCGGGGUUCUCCAUCAAGCCAUGCUUUGCGGUCUCGGCAGUUCCUAUUUCACCAGGUGGCGUUCUCCGUGUUGGCGAUACGCUGCGUGUUAUUAGCACUCUAGAUCCCGCGGAGCGUAUCUUCGGUCUUGGUGGACAACGCGUCGAAGUCGUCUGAUAAAAAGUGUAUGUUCAUGUCUUACACCAUCUUUGCUGCCCACUCAUCAGACCGAAUGGUGAUGAUCAUGAUGUAGCUGAAACCCCGUCACUCCCGAGCCGUGGUAGUGAGGGUCUAAAUCGGGACUGGCGAAUUGGCCUGGAUUCCAGACGACGUACCCCACACCCUCCUCUCGCUCGGACGAUCACUUUCAUGACAUUAUGUCGGGCUACGAACACUCAUCUCAGCCCUAUGCUCAAUACCAGCAAGGCCCCCCUUACGUUCAGGCAGCGCCUCCACCGCAAGGUUACCCUUAUGCACAGGAUAUCGCGCCUCAGCAGAAUGUCUACAGACAGGACCCUUACCUGCAACAUCCAUCCU